AUGCCCCGCGAGCGCGAGGGCUUCCUGCUGUCGGGCGACUGGGCGGCCGUGGCCUACCUGCGGCACGCCGCGGCAGGGCGGGGCGCCAGCAGCAGCCGGCCGCCGGAGGGCGCGGCCUUCCACGACCUCGACGAGUGCCACCUGCUGUGCCAGGGCGGCGCGGCGCUGGAGAGGUGGCUGGAGGACAGGAUCGACGCCUUCGUCUCGCAGAACAUCCUCGAGGCGCCCGAGGACGCCGUGACCUUCAGCCAGGGGGCGGAGGCCCCGAGGGCCAGGGCCCGGGCCCCCGCGGCGCGGGAGGCGCCCGCUGCCCCGCCCGCCCCGGGCGCGGCCGGGGCCCCGCGGCCCGCCAAGGGCCGCGGCCGGGGCGUGAAGCGCGCGGCUCCGGAGGCGGCCCCGCAGGCAGCGUUCGCCUUCUCGGCGCGUGCUGCGCAGGCGAGAGACGCGAUCGACCUGGAGUGA
This is a messenger RNA of Prorocentrum cordatum, 462 nucleotides long. Lineage: Eukaryota; Dinophyceae; Prorocentrales; Prorocentraceae. The record is from the annotation of a GenBank genome assembly.